GCCAAAACGUCCCAAAAAAAUUAUUUUUUGGGAACUGGAUUAAACGUGACGAACCGCGACGGACCUCUGCGCGUUUUGAUCAGAACAUACCCUCACGUAUAAUGGCGACCAUGGACAUUGACAGCAGCUCUCCCCUUGCAGGUAACAAGGGCAAAGGAAAGCAAUUGAUGCCAGGAGACAAAGACAAUCUGCCAUGGGUGGAGAAAUAUCGGCCUGAAAAACUCGAGGAUCUCGUUUCGCAUGAGGAUAUCACAUCGACGAUCGAGACCUUCAUAGACGCCAAUCGCCUUCCACACUUGUUGUUCUACGGUCCACCAGGAACAGGAAAGACGUCCACGAUUCUUGCUUGUGCUCGAAAGCUAUACGGCCCAAAUCAUAAAUCCAUGGUUUUGGAGCUCAAUGCGUCUGAUGAUCGUGGUAUAGACGUGGUGCGAGAGCAAAUCAAAAACUUUGCUAGCACCCGUAAAAUAUUUAGUUCUGGCUUCAAAUUAAUCGUCUUGGAUGAAGCUGACUCCAUGACAUCUGCCGCACAGGCAGCUCUUCGUCGAGUGAUCGAAAAGUAUACGAAAAACGUUCGGUUUUGUAUCAUUUGCAAUUAUGUGAGCAAAAUCAUUCCCGCCAUCCAAUCUCGAUGCACACGGUUCCGGUUUGCUCCACUUGAGAUGGAUCAGGUCGAAGCACGAUUAGACCACAUCAUCCAAGAAGAAAAUGUUAAUAUCACACAGGAUGGCAAGGAAGCUUUGUUGAGGUUGUCGAACGGUGAUAUGCGUCGUGCGCUGAAUAUAUUACAGGCGUGCCAUGCAGCGUUUGAUCGUAUAGACGAUACCGCUAUUUAUACUUGCACAGGGCAUCCGCAUCCAAAGGAUAUUCAACGUAUCAUGGAUACCAUGAUGAACGAUGAUUUCACCACAGCCUAUUCAACGGUGGACAAGUUGAAGCGAGAAAACGGCUUGGCUUUGCAAGAUAUCAUAUCUGAAUUAAUUUUUUACUUUGAAAUGCUCGAGGUGCCCACCCAUGCCACUGUAUACCUACUAGCCGCUGUUGCUGACAUCGAAUACCGGUUGUCGUGUGGAGCCACUGAAAAAGUUCAGCUGGGAGCUUUGAUUGGCACUUUCAAGAUGGCGACGGAUAUUGCAGCUAGGAAUUGAGUGAGAGGGAUUCUAUAGUUUAGCAUCCUUACCAAUUCGCUCACGCACCCUGUUUAAACUAGACACCCGUAAUAAAAGAAGAUUCUGUACAGCCUUGGAGGUAACACCGACUGACCACAAGCUUAUCUGUUCCACAGCCUGACCUGACACUCAACGGAGUCAGGGGCAAAGGAGUAUAGACAUUCUUAAUCCAAGGUCGCAACCAAGUUAUGCGUAGAGAGAUUUUUUUUUAUUGCUGAUAAAAAAAGAUUAAUUUAAAAAUAAAGCGCGUGGAGAUCA
This is a messenger RNA of Umbelopsis ramanniana AG, 1427 nucleotides long. RefSeq lists its product as uncharacterized. NCBI's taxonomy places the organism in Eukaryota, Fungi, Mucoromycota, Umbelopsidomycetes, Umbelopsidales, Umbelopsidaceae. Gene Ontology annotation, biological process: DNA repair; DNA-templated DNA replication. The coding region runs from base 102 to 1148 and encodes 348 amino acids. The record is from RefSeq and is a predicted model, not a curated record. The transcript is spliced from 9 exons. Gene Ontology annotation, molecular function: DNA binding; DNA clamp loader activity; ATP hydrolysis activity. Gene Ontology annotation, cellular component: Ctf18 RFC-like complex; Elg1 RFC-like complex; Rad17 RFC-like complex.